GCACUGCUUGACGGCUGCAGCGCCGCCCCCACCCCCGGUUGCCGGGUAACGGUGGGCGCGCGUGGCGGCGAAAGGGACCUGUUAUCCUUGAAGAAUGGCAGAGGCGGUCUUCCGUGCUCCUAAGAGGAAAAGAAGAGUGUAUGAGAGUUACGAGUCACCACUGCCCAUCCCCUUUGGUCAGGACCAAGGUCCCAGGAAGGAAUUCCGAAUAUUCCAGGCUGAAAUGAUUAGCAACAAUGUGGUGGUGAGGGGCACAGAGGACAUGGAGCAGCUGUAUGGGAAGGGUUACUUUGGAAAGGGAAUUCUUUCCAGAAGCCGUCCAAACUUCACCAUCGCCAACCCCAAGCUGGCUGCCAGAUGGAAAGGUGUGCAGACAGACAUGCCUAUAAUCACCUCAGAGAAGUAUCAACAUCGGGUGGAAUGGGCCAGGGACUUCCUGCGUAGGCAGGGCCACGAUGAGAGCACUGUACAGAAGAUCCUUACUGACUACACAGAGCCACUGGAGCUUCCUUGCAGAGAGGAGAAAGAAGAGACCCCACAGCACGAGCCACUGAGCUCCAAGGCCAACUCCUCCCUGGAAGGCAGAGUGGAAAAGGAUGAACUUCCCGUGACCCCUGGAGGUGCUGGACAGUCAGAUGACCUACCGGGUCUCAGCACACACUCAGACUGCCUGCAGGAGGGGCCUGGCCAUGCCACACUCGCUGCAGCUAGUCCAUCUAGCCAUAAUGGGCAUGUGGCAGAGGACCCCCAGGUUCUGCCCCAGGAAGCCCUCGUUCCACAGGAUGGCCUUUGGCCUGAAGCCAGCAGCCAGGCAGCAGGAGAGAAAAGGGCUGCUCACGAGUAUGUGCUCAUAGAGGAAGAGCUGUGUGGUGUCCAGGAGGAGAAGGAGGCAGCGGCGGCGGCAUCAUCAGAUGAGAAGUUGCUGAAAAGGAAGAAACUUGUGUGCAGAAGAAAUCCAUACAGGAUCUUUGAGUAUCUGCAGCUCAGCCUAGAAGAGGCUUUCUUCCUGGCGUACGCCCUGGGAUGCCUAAGUAUUUACUAUGAGAAGGAGCCUCUGACAAUAGUGAAACUCUGGCAAGCCUUCACUGCAGUCCAGCCCACCUUCAGGACAACCUACAUGGCCUACCACUACUUCCGAAGUAAAGGCUGGGUGCCCAAAGUGGGGCUCAAAUACGGAACAGAUCUGCUGCUGUAUCGGAAAGGCCCUCCAUUUUACCAUGCAAGCUACUCGGUCAUCAUUGAGCUCCUAGAUGACAACUAUGAGGGCUCCCUCCGCCGGCCUUUCAGCUGGAAGUCGCUGGCUGCCCUGAGCAGAGUCUCGGGGAACGUCUCCAAGGAGCUGAUGCUGUGUUAUUUGAUUAAGCCCUCUACCAUGACUGCUGAAGACAUGGAGACCCCAGAAUGCAUGAAGAGGAUUCAAGUUCAGGAGGUGAUUCUCAGCCGAUGGGUUUCUUCCCGAGAGAGAAGUGACCAAGAUGAGCUUUGACCUUCCAAUUCCAGAGUCCACAGUUCACCAACAGCUCUGACUGUGUGCCAUCGGCCUGCCCCGGAGGAGCACUGGCACAUUUGGGAAUCACAGGACCCCGUGGUCUGUUGCUGUAAUAGAAAAAUCUACUCUGUAGCUCAGCUUACCCAAGGACUUCAACCAAUUACCCACGUGACUGGAAACCCAUUGACGGUUUGGAAACCUUGAAAUACUGAGUGGCUGGUGCAUUCUCAGUGAACUCACUAUUUGACAGGUUGGUGCAUUGAACAUAAAACUAUGUAGUACUGGCUAUGAGAGAUGCAUCUUACUUGGAGAACCUCUUAUAAAAUAAAAGUGAGAAGUGAA
This is a messenger RNA of Mus caroli (Ryukyu mouse), 1831 nucleotides long. RefSeq names its product tRNA splicing endonuclease subunit 2 (gene Tsen2). Gene Ontology annotation, cellular component: cytoplasm; tRNA-intron endonuclease complex. Gene Ontology annotation, molecular function: nucleic acid binding; tRNA-intron lyase activity. The record is from RefSeq and is a predicted model, not a curated record. Lineage: Eukaryota; Metazoa; Chordata; Mammalia; Rodentia; Muridae. Gene Ontology annotation, biological process: tRNA splicing, via endonucleolytic cleavage and ligation; tRNA-type intron splice site recognition and cleavage.